Molecule: messenger RNA, 1639 nt
Organism: Daphnia pulicaria
Lineage: Eukaryota; Metazoa; Arthropoda; Branchiopoda; Diplostraca; Daphniidae
Product: tRNA pseudouridine(38/39) synthase-like
Exons: 10
Coding region: 222-1583 (453 amino acids)
Biological process (GO): mRNA pseudouridine synthesis; tRNA pseudouridine synthesis
Cellular component (GO): cytoplasm; nucleus
Molecular function (GO): pseudouridine synthase activity; RNA binding
Source: RefSeq, a predicted model, not a curated record
AUCCGUCUGCUCGUUUUCGAAGUUGCUUGAAAUUUUGUCUAACUAACUAAACUUGUUUAAUAACACAUCGCAGGUCGCAUAGGUUUAUUUCAUUAUUUGUUAAAGUCUAAAUAGGAAGAAACUUUUUUCUUAAUGCCAGAGGGAUUUCUAGUUUAGGAAGCUAGCUGUCACCCAUUUAAUGACAUAAAUCUCAUACAAUCUACAAAGUUACAAACCUUAAAAUGUUCAAUAUAAAGGUGAAUCCUCGCAAGGCGAAGCAAAACCUAGACCUUCAGUCACUUUCUAAAGAAGAGCUGAUUGAUCGUGUUCAACAGUUGGAGUCACAUGUGAUUCAACUAAGAAAUUUGCUAAAACCAAAAAGUGUACCUGAUAAGCAUGAAAUGAAACAGAAGGCUUUUGAUCACAAAAAGUACGUAAGUUAUAUUAACAUAUUUGAACAUGUUAUUUUGAAUUUUUAUCAAAUUCUUUUGUUUAUUUUCAGAUAUGCCAAGAGACAUGUGUUGCUACAAGUGGCUUAUGUUGGUUGGGACUAUGCUGGUUUUGUUGUCCAAGAACAUACUGAGAAAACUAUUGAGGCUGAAGUGUUUAAAGCUUUGGAAAAAACUCGAUUAUUAGAGAGUCGUGAAACAAGUAACUACCAUAGAUGUGGUAGAACUGACAAAGGUGUUAGUUCUUUUGGACAGGCUAUCUCUAUUGAUUUGCGCUCGAAUUUAUCAGAAGGCAAAGGUGUUUUUAUUCCAGAUGGUCAUCAAGCAAAAGUUGGAAACACCGUCGAAAUCGACUAUGUUGGUAUACUUAAUAAAGUUCUUCCUCCUGAAAUCAGAAUGAUAGCUUGGGCGCCGAUAAAUCAAUCUCUGAGUGCCCGUUUCGACUGUCGGCAAAGAACGUACCACUAUUACUUUCCAAAGGCCAAUCUAAAUAUAGAGAGAAUGAGAGUCGCCUCACAAUCGUUGAUUGGGGAACACGACUUUCGCAACUUGUGUAAAAUGGAUGUGGGCAAUGGUGUCAUUAAAUUUGAUCGGCGAAUAAUAGACAUUCAAAUUGAAGCCAUCGAUGAUGAUAAGACGAACAGCUAUUCAAUGAUACGAUUGAAAUUAAUAGGACAAGCAUUUCUCUGGCAUCAAGUCAGGUGUAUUGUUGCCAUACUUUUUCUUAUUGGACAAGGUAAAGAAGAAACGACAAUUAUCCAAGAAUUACUUGACGUUGAGCGCAAUCCUCGGAAACCUCAGUAUGGGAUGGCGUCUGAAAUUCCACUUAAUUUGUUCACUUGUACUUAUUCCGAUGAUGACUGUCAAUGGAUUUACGAUGCGGAAUCUCUUCGAUAUGUGAUAAGUGGUUAUCAGACGCUUUGGGCCGAAAAUAGCAUUAAGGCGACGAUGAUUAAAGAAAUGUUGAACAGCCUAGAGGGUUUGGUUGAUGACAAAAUUGAAAGUCAGUUAAAAGGUCUGGUAUAUGGAGUUGAACCGAAAACGUAUCUGCCGUUAAUGGAAAGGCAAAAAUGCGAAAGUUUGGAAGAGCGUAUCCACGUGUACGCCAAGCGCCAACGAAUAGAAGUAAUUGAAACUGACGCCAAUUGCCCUUGAUGCCUGAUCACGUGUUAAAACUGCAAUUGUGAAUAAAACUUCCACACAAAUUGUAA